Plasmodium knowlesi strain H is the source of this 615-nucleotide messenger RNA. Its product is annotated as zinc finger protein, putative. The record is from RefSeq and is a predicted model, not a curated record. The coding region runs from base 1 to 615 and encodes 204 amino acids. The transcript has a single exon. NCBI's taxonomy places the organism in Eukaryota, Apicomplexa, Aconoidasida, Haemosporida, Plasmodiidae.
AUGGAAAGAACAUGGAGGUGUAAUUCAUGCCUAGUGGUUAACGCGGAGGAAGCCACAGAAUGUGCUUGUUGUAUGGAAAGGAGGAGCAAGGAUGAUGGUAAAACAAACGAAAAUGUUAUGAAAAAUGCUAACGAAAAUGAUUGUAAUAAUUUGACGGAUAGUGAAAAAAAAAUAAAAAAAAAAAAUGACGACAACUCCUCCAUUAAUACCGACACAAAUGUUGAAGCACAUGCCACAAAUUCAACAGAGGACACCAAACAUAGUGAAAAUACAAAUGAAGGUAAAAGUAGCAUGUUCGAUGGCGAUGGUUUUAUGCCAUCAUUCAAGCAAUCCCCAGAUAUGCAAUCUUCAAACAAAAGUAUUUUCAUAACAGCCGCGCUAAAUAGUAAUGCCACUACCGCAACGAACGGUACCACAACUGCCACACAUGAGGACACCAAUGGACACAUUAAAGAAAACAAAACGGGAGAGAAUAACACUACUAGGGAGAAAACAAAAAAGUCCAUUGGAAAAGGCAAACAGAAAAAGAUGGCCGACAAACGAGAGAGAGCGCCAUCUACGCGAAUACAACCUAUUCGAAAAUGCACACAAAAAAAAAUAAACUACAGGACAUAG